Molecule: messenger RNA, 477 nt
Organism: Caenorhabditis elegans
Lineage: Eukaryota; Metazoa; Nematoda; Chromadorea; Rhabditida; Rhabditidae
Source: the annotation of a RefSeq genome assembly
UUUUCUAAAAAGAGGAAAAAUGACCAACCAAACAUUUUUUUUUUGAAAUAUCGGAGUACAAUUAUUCAUCCCGUAGUAGCAUCAAAACUUACAUACUUGGCUGCACAAACUGCGUGUAUAAACCUUGGUGGUGCUCUUUCCGGUCUUCAGAAUGAUAAAGAACGCGUCUGGAUUGGAAAUAAAGGAAUGGAAAUAAUGCUUGCAAACGGCGGAACAGACUCUGGAACAUGGCUCGGAGCGAAAUGCUCAUCUAGUGGGUGCACUUGGACAGACGGAAACACAGUUGGCACACAGGGAAUGAUGUUUGCUCCUGGAGAGCCAAAUCAGCUAAGCUACCCACCUUGCUUAUACAUUUGGGCAAAAAUUGGUGAUACACUGAAACGAUAUCCAUAUGGAAAUGGAUAUAUUGAUGAUACGCGGUGUACUACAGCUAUGAUGUCGUAUGCAUGUGGAAAACCUGGAUUGAGAAAUAAUUAA